AUGGCUCCCAUGGAUGAACCGGUGCCCACGAUGGCAACCGGCGGAGAAUCCCCACCUUCCGACAACGAUGGCGGCGAGCGUCCUGUUCGCAAGCAACUCAAAGAAACCUCCAUCGAAUCCGCCCCCGUAAACGCCAACGAGAACGCCAGCAGCCGCAAGCGCUCUUUUGAAGAAUCCCGCGACCACCAUGAUGACCCCUGCGAGAACGGCGAGAACCGACGAAAGCGAUCGCGAGAGGGCACACCAUCAAAUACUGAUAAUGCCGAAUUGAAUACGGGCAAGCAUACAAGCUCUGGCGCCCAGUCAUUGAAUGUGAGUGAACACGACAUACCAAAUAUCCUUUGGGACGCCCCCCUGGAAUCGGCCCUAGAUACCCCACGCCAUGUAUCAUUCGGAGCACCCUCCAUCACUUCCCUCAAGGACAUCUUGAAUGAUCAUCUGGACUUCGACGCAUAUUAUGGCGAAUUUAUUGAAGAUCGUCUCUGGGCUCUCAAAAACGUGGAGAUGGGUUUGGAAGAGGCCGACCAAUUCCAUGCGAAUCAAGAGAGAUUCUUCUUUGAAGAGCUCGAGCGUCUCCAGGAGGCCCAGUCGUAUGUGGAGAUGGCUCAGGAGCGCACCAAUGAGGAGCGGGGCUCAAUAAAAGCAGCACAGGCUCUACUUGCGUGGGAGAAGGACCGACUCGAGAGGGCGCUCAGAUCAAUAGAAGAAGAAUCUUCCCCGCAGAGCCCUGGAAGUGACCACCCAGCCAGUCUCUCUCCUUCGACGCCCAAGUCCAGCACCGAGAUACCGUUCCAGACAGAACAAUCUUCGCCCCAUGGCUGUCCUGGAAGCCCUGAGCCCUGGGCAGCAUGUCUUCUUCCUGGAGACCCCCACCCCGCCACCCUGUCCAAUGGUCACUUCAAAUCGCGCCCAGCUCCAAGAAGCCAGAGCCCUCCUGAGUCCAACCUGGGGAUCUUGACCCCGGAUCCCUCGGUGGCAGAUAAAUACACACAAACUACUAUAAUCAGCAUACAGACCCCACCGGACAUGCACAAAGAGAUUUAUAAGCCAAAUACCAACGAACUCUCACAGGACCAGACACCCCCCACGAUCGAACCCACCCACGAAACCAUGGAUGACGGAUCGGCAAAAUCUCUGGCGAAGAAGAGAAGCCUCGAGCAGCUUGAGGAAGGUUCCAAGAAAGCGGAUAUGACGAACGACUCACCACCAUCCCCUGCUGGUCCCGCCGAUGCCAAGCCGACUUCCGAUGGAGAGCCCGAGAAGAAGAAACAUCGUGAUAACUCCCAGGAACGGGAUACCAAGACCGAUAAUGUAUUUGCUGCAAGCGCCUUUGGGAAAGCAGCCGCGUCUCCAUUUGCCUCGCUAAACAUGAUUCAGGAUUCAACGAAAGACUCUCAAAAGCCUUCUCCUGCCUCUGCAUUCGCCUCGUCUAGUCUGGCCGCAUUUGCAGGCUCUGAGAGUUCUCCGUUUGGUGCACUAGGAGGCUCAACUCAAUCUGUCUUCAAAACCGCCGCCUCUGGUACAGGGAGCUUUGCAACUCCCUCCGUCUUCAACUCUGUCGCCUCUGGUGCAAACAGCUUUGCAGCCCCCUCUGGCACUUCUACUUUCGGUGCCCUGGGAAGUGGAUUUACAGGUGUUGGUGGUGGAUUCGGUGCUGCUGCUAAAGCUGGUGGCCUGACCAGUUUUGCGUCCAAUAAUGCCCCGGUCACUCUCGGUGAACACAAGGCCAAGCCUCUUGGUGCCGAAGAUUCCGAAGGCGACGAGAGUGACAGCAAUGAUGAAGACAACACGAACACAUUCGAGGCGUCCAAGACCGAUGAGCGUUUCUACGCACAGAACAUUGAAACUGGCGAAGAAGAGGAAGAAACCGUCUUCUCGUGCAAGGCCAAGCUGUUCCAUUUUCAAAACAAAGAGUGGAAAGAGCGUGGUAUUGGUACUUUCAAAGUCAAUGUUCGCCAGGGCGCCGAUGGCAAACAAACUGGCCGUAUGCUCAUGCGGGCCGAUGGCGCCAUGCGUGUGAUUCUGAACGGCCCGAUUUUCAAGGGCAUGAACUAUGGAGAUGCAAAGAAUGAGGCGCCAAUCAACAAGCAAAUUCUUCUUGCCAGCGUGGAAGAAGGUCGCACCGUUCCUCUAUUGUUGCGUACUGGAAACGAGUCAUAUGCGAGGGAACUUUACGAUAUUAUCGAUGAUCUACUGAAGGACUCAGAUGCAUAA
Molecule: messenger RNA, 2214 nt
Organism: Penicillium pulvis
Lineage: Eukaryota; Fungi; Ascomycota; Eurotiomycetes; Eurotiales; Aspergillaceae
Exons: 5
Coding region: 1-2214 (737 amino acids)
Biological process (GO): intracellular transport
Cellular component (GO): cytoplasm; nuclear pore
Molecular function (GO): GTPase activator activity
Source: RefSeq, a predicted model, not a curated record